This is a messenger RNA of Python bivittatus (Burmese python), 2100 nucleotides long. RefSeq names its product parathyroid hormone 2 receptor (gene PTH2R). NCBI's taxonomy places the organism in Eukaryota, Metazoa, Chordata, Lepidosauria, Squamata, Pythonidae. The record is from RefSeq and is a predicted model, not a curated record. Gene Ontology annotation, cellular component: plasma membrane. Gene Ontology annotation, molecular function: peptide hormone binding; G protein-coupled peptide receptor activity; parathyroid hormone receptor activity. Gene Ontology annotation, biological process: adenylate cyclase-modulating G protein-coupled receptor signaling pathway; cell surface receptor signaling pathway.
GCCCGAGGAUGCCCGCCGUCCUGGCGUUCCUCGCGGUGGGCGGCUGCUUCCUGGCCGUGGCCGGGGAGGAAUUGGGUUAUACCAUCACAAUGGAGGAUCAGAUUUAUCUUCUUCUGGAGGCCAAAGUUCAGUGUGAACAAAACAUCACAUCUCAGAUACAAGAAGAAAGAGGAGAUGAGUGCUUUCCAGAAUGGGAUGGUCUAAUCUGCUGGCCCAGAGGGUCAGCAGGAAAAAUUAUAGCAGUGCCCUGCCCUCCUUAUAUCUACGAUUUUAAUCACCAAGGUAUGGCCUUCCGACACUGUAAUUCAAACGGAACAUGGGUUUAUGUGCAUAGUUUAAACCGAACAUGGUCUAAUUAUUCUGAGUGCCUCCAUUUCCUGCAAAGAGAAAUCAACCCAGGAAAGAGGGAACUCUUCGAACGUCUCUCUGUCAUGUACACAGUGGGAUACUCCAUUUCCUUCUCCUCUCUGGCUGUGGCUAUUUUCAUCAUUGGCUACUUCAGGAGGCUCCACUGCACCCGGAAUUGUAUACAUCUGCAUUUAUUUGUCUCUUUCAUGCUCAGAGCUACCAGCAUUUUUAUUAAAGAUAAAGUUGCUCAUCCUCAUUUUGGAAACAAAGAGUUUGACUCACUACUCACAAGUGACCUACAAAAUAUUAUACAGACUCCAGUCAUGGACAGAUCUCAGUAUGUUUGGUGCAAGAUUACUGUGGUGAUGUUCAUUUACUUCUUGGCAACAAACUACUAUUGGAUCUUGGUUGAAGGCCUCUAUCUACACAGCUUAAUAUUUGUGGCUUUCUUUUCGGAUACCAAGUACCUAUGGGGUUUUAUCUUAAUAGGCUGGGGUUUCCCAGUUGUCUUUGUCGUGGCCUGGGCAGUAGUCAGAGCAGCAGUGGCAAAUGCAAGAUGCUGGGAGCUUAGUGCUGGAAACAUAAAAUGGAUAUAUCAAGCUCCAAUUUUAGUGGCUAUUGGGCUAAACUUUGUUCUCUUCCUGAAUACUGUGCGGGUGCUGGCAACGAAAAUCUGGGAGACUAAUGCUGUUGGCUACGAUGUCGGAAAGCAAUAUAGAAAACUAGCAAAAUCCACUUUAAUUCUGAUCCUUGUCUUUGGUGUGCAUUACAUUGUCUUUGUGUGCUUGCCUCACACAUUCACUGGAUUAGGCUGGGAGAUCCGGAUGCACUGUGAACUCUUCUUCAACUCAUUCCAGGGCUUUUUUGUCUCCAUCAUCUAUUGCUACUGUAACGGAGAGGUGCAGGCUGAGCUCAAGAAGACAUGGACUAAAUGGAACUUUGGGAUGGACUGGAAGAGGACUGUUCCUUGUGGGAAUUCUCACUAUGGCUCUGUCCUCACUAAUGUGACCCAGAGCACCAGCAGCCAGGCUCAGAUGGGUGCUAACUCCCGCAUGAGGCUGAUUUCCAGCAAAGCAUGCAGGAAAGCCAUAGGGCAGAAUGAUACCCAUAUAAAUUUGCCUGGAUAUGUUAGGAGCAACUCUGAGCAUGACUGUAUGCCCCACUGGGCUCAGGAAGAGGCUGAUGAAGAUGAAGAGAAGAGGCUGGAUAGUAUUUCUCUCAAGAAGCCUUUUAGAGUUCAGAACAAUCAUGCAGGUUUUCUCGAGGAAAAAGCAAACCGAAUGGAAAUAGAGGCAUCACUUUAAAAAGCUGGGGUGCAGGUGAGGGAUUACGCACGUGAAAAUAGUCAUCACAUGAAAAUGGAUGGACCAUCUUUUACUGAGGCAGCUAAGCUCUCCAUCAUCCUCCUAGGAUGGUAUUUAUUUAUUUAUUUAGUUAGUUAGUUAGUUAGUUAAUUAAUUAAUUAAUUAGUGUGCCGCCCAUCUCCCCCAACAGGUGACUCUCAUCUUCAACUUCAUAUGAGUUUAUUUUGAUUCACCUAAUCCAGACCCAUGUACAGACUUUUUAGCCAGAGGCUUUCCCCAGCCAACAAUGUAACCAGAAUAAUUUUGAGUGAAGACUGGGGGGUUUCCACAUCUGAGCUCUGACUUCUUCACAGCAACUUUUCAUUGCUAACCCUGUGUUAGCAAGAAGCAAAGGCACUUAUGAUGAUAACAUUUAGAUAAAGUUAUUUUGAGUCAGUUGACAUUUUUA